Messenger RNA from Meloidogyne enterolobii, 216 nucleotides. The record is from the annotation of a GenBank genome assembly. NCBI's taxonomy places the organism in Eukaryota, Metazoa, Nematoda, Chromadorea, Rhabditida, Meloidogynidae.
AUGACUUGCGGACAAGACUUGCUGUUUUUAAUUUUUUUAAAAUUAAUACAAUUUUUUUCAGUAAUUCAGCAGCCGAUACAAAACGUUUGUUUAGGUCUGGCUUCACUCCAAACAGUGCUCUCGUCUACAUUAAACUCCAAUGCUCUCGUCUACAUGGUUUGUUUUACUUUAUUAAAUAUCCGCAAGUCUUGUCCGCAAAGUUUCUCCCUUAUAUAA